ACUGGCUGCGCAACAGAUCGCAUUUCCACACGUGCACAAUUGACGACAACACGGACGAAACAUGGCGAGCCACCUUCGCUUCGUAGCUCGGACUGUCAUGGUCCAGAACGGCAAUGUCGACGCGGCAUAUGGCGCGCUGAGCAGAGUGCUGUCUUCUGAUGGAAUAAUUGAAUCUGUAAAGCGAAGAAGAUACUAUGAGAAACCUUGUCGUGAGCGAGAGAGAAAGAGCUAUGAGAACUGUAAGAGAAUCUACAACAGUGAGAUGGCCAGAAAAAUAUCUUUUGUAUCAAGGACACAAAGACAAGAUCCAUGGCUUGGAUGUUAAGAUGACAAACUGACGGUUUUUGUCGAGUCAGACACCGUGAUCUGCCUCAAAAUAAAGAUUCACUGGAACAUUUUACAUGUUCACCAUCAAAAAAAAUAAUUGCAGGACUGUGUUCUGUCAUAACCUUAUUUCCAUUUUGAAUAUUGUGAUAUUGUUGACUUAACAUGCUGUCUAUAAACUGCUGUAUGUUGGUAAUAAUAAAAAAGCUGUCAAAUCA
This is a messenger RNA of Carassius auratus (goldfish), 542 nucleotides long. Its product is annotated as 28S ribosomal protein S21, mitochondrial-like. The transcript has 2 exons. The coding region runs from base 62 to 325 and encodes 87 amino acids. Gene Ontology annotation, molecular function: structural constituent of ribosome. Gene Ontology annotation, cellular component: ribosome. Gene Ontology annotation, biological process: translation. The record is from RefSeq and is a predicted model, not a curated record. Lineage: Eukaryota; Metazoa; Chordata; Actinopteri; Cypriniformes; Cyprinidae.